AUGUACGGCUCGACAAGUACAACAUCAAGCUCAAGCGAACUGGCGCCACGGAAACGGGCCAUCAAGGCUCAUCGCAAGUCUCGGCGCGGAUGCUUCACCUGCAAAGGUCGCAAAGUGAAGUGUUGCGAAAGCCGCCCGCAGUGCACCAACUGCCUCAAGACCGGGCUCACCUGCGUGUAUCCCGACGAAGAGGCGAAGGUGAUAUCCACGAAAAUCGGCAAGAUCCAGUAUCAGUCUCGUGGAUUCAGUCUUCGUGACAUGAGGUUCUUUCACGACUUCAUGACGGCCAGCUUUCCUCAUUUGCCAUUGAAUGGCGAACAUGCCUGGAAGAACGAUAUUCCAAUUUUUGCCCAGGAGCAUGAUUUCCUGAUGCAUGCUAUACUGGCUCUCGGUGCCUCUCACCUUCAUGCGCGGACCAACCUUGACCUGAAAAAGGCAGUCGAAAGACACAGAGCCGUAGCAAUGCGUGGUCUCACCGAUAUCCAUUGUGAAGACGCUGGCCAGUCUCGGACAGACAAUGAUCACAGAAUGACCAAGCUCAAUGCCCAGCUUGCGACUGCAUAUGCACUCACAUUCUGUUCGUCGUACAUGGGAGACUCUCUGAGUUUGCUCUUGGUCUUGGUUCGGAGCUGUGCUUCCUUCUCGAUGCAAAUUAUGAACUCUGGCUUCUCGUCACCCCUUUUCCCUGGGGGUGGUCGCACGAUUAGCUCAGAUGAUCAUGCAAAGGUCAUGCGCGAGCGCCUCUCUGACGCACCGCCAUUGACCAAUGUAUCACGAGUCGAAAGCACCAAAGCAAGUCUGGAUAAAGUUGCCAGCGUUUGCACCUUCACAUCCACCGAGUUGGCUAUUUGGACGCACAUGAGUCAGAUCCUCGAGAAGAUCAACAACCCAUUCGAGUCUUAUUGCCAUCUGAUCGCUAUUUACGACGCAUUCACAAGAAUGUCUGCGGCCGACUUUGCCCGCUUUGCAGAUAUCUCAAACUUCAGUAGCAGCUCGAAUUGCCAUUCGGGCGGUUGA
Molecule: messenger RNA, 1017 nt
Organism: Zasmidium cellare ATCC 36951
Lineage: Eukaryota; Fungi; Ascomycota; Dothideomycetes; Mycosphaerellales; Mycosphaerellaceae
Exons: 3
Coding region: 1-1017 (338 amino acids)
Biological process (GO): regulation of transcription by RNA polymerase II
Molecular function (GO): zinc ion binding; DNA-binding transcription factor activity, RNA polymerase II-specific
Source: RefSeq, a predicted model, not a curated record